AUGUCUGGAAAGCGGUCAGCCCCUGGAGGUGGUAGCAAGGUUCCUCAGAAAAAAGUAAAACUUGAAGAUGAUGAGGAUGAUGACGAUGAGGACGACGACGAUGAAGAUGAUGAUGAUGAUUUUGAUGAUGAUGAAGCAGAAGAAAAAGCUCCAGUAAAGAAAUCCGUACGAGAUACUCCAGCCAAAAAUGCACAAAAAUCAAAUCAAAAUGGAAAAGACUCAAAACCAUCAACACAAAGACCAAAAGGUCAAGAAUCCUUCAAAAAACAGGAAAAAACUCCUAAAACACCGAAAGGACCUAGUUCUGUAGAAGACAUUAAAGCAAAAAUGCAAGCAAGUAUAGAAAAGGGCGGUUCUCUUCCCAAAGUGGAAGCCAAGUUCAUUAAUUACGUGAAGAAUUGCUUCCGGAUGACUGAUUUGGAGGCUAUUCAAGAUCUCUGGCAGUGGAGGAAGUCUCUUUAA
Messenger RNA from Pipistrellus nathusii (Nathusius's pipistrelle), 462 nucleotides. The record is from the annotation of a GenBank genome assembly. NCBI's taxonomy places the organism in Eukaryota, Metazoa, Chordata, Mammalia, Chiroptera, Vespertilionidae.